GCGAGUGCUGGCUGCGCCCGGGCGCCAACGGGCCGCGCGCGGACGCGGCCGGGCCCACCACGCACCCGUUCGCGGGGCCCGCGGCCGCCGCGCCGCCCCCGUCCCCCGGGCUGCCCCCCGCCUGGGCCGCGAUGAUGGCCGCGCUGUACCCCAGCACCGACCUCUCGGGCGCCUCCUCCUCCUCCCCGCCGUCCUCGCCCUGCUCCUCGCCGUCGCCCCACGAGGAGAUGGCGCUCAAGGAUGUGCGGGAGGUGAAGGAGGAGAACAGCCUCAAUGAGAAGCUUUUCUUGCUGGCGUGCGACAAGGGUGACUAUUAUAUGGUUAAAAAGAUUUUGGAGGAAAACAGUUCAGGUGACUUGAACAUAAAUUGCGUAGAUGUGCUUGGGAGAAAUGCUGUUACCAUAACUAUUGAGAACGAAAACUUGGAUAUCCUACAGCUUCUUUUGGACCACGGUUGUCAGUCUGCAGAUGCACUUUUGGUGGCAAUCGACUCGGAAGUAGUGGGAGCGGUUGAUAUCCUACUCAAUCACCGGCCAAAGCGAGCGUCCAGACCAACCAUAGUAAAGUUAAUGGAGAGAAUUCAAAAUCCCGAAUAUUCAACAACUAUGGAUGUGGCUCCCGUCAUUUUAGCUGCUCAUCGGAACAACUACGAGAUCCUAACAAUGCUCUUAAAGCAGGAUGUCUCUUUGCCCAAACCCCACGCCGUUGGCUGUGAGUGCACGUUGUGUUCUGCAAAAAACAAAAAGGACAGCCUUCGACAUUCCAGGUUUCGUCUUGAUAUUUAUCGCUGCUUGGCCAGUCCAGCCCUCAUAAUGCUGACCGAGGAGGACCCAAUUCUCAGAGCCUUUGAACUUAGUGCUGAUUUAAAAGAACUAAGCCUUGUGGAGGUGGAAUUCAGGAACGAUUACGAGGAGCUAGCCCGGCAGUGUAAAAUGUUUGCUAAAGAUUUGCUUGCCCAAGCCCGGAAUUCCCGUGAGCUGGAAGUGAUCCUGAACCACACGUCGAGUGACGAGCCUCUGGACAAACGGGGACUGCUGGAGGAGAGAAUGAAUUUGAGUCGUUUGAAACUCGCCAUCAAAUAUAACCAAAAGGAGUUUGUCUCUCAGUCGAACUGCCAGCAGUUCCUGAACACGGUUUGGUUUGGACAGAUGUCAGGGUACCGACGCAAGCCCACCUGUAAGAAGAUUGUGACCGUUUUGGCAGUUGGCAUCUUUUGGCCGGUCUUGUCGCUCUGUUACUUGAUAGCCCCCAAGUCCCAGUUUGGCAGGAUCAUCCACACGCCAUUCAUGAAAUUCAUCAUUCACGGGGCUUCCUACUUCACGUUCCUGCUGCUGCUCAACCUCUACUCCCUUGUCUACAACGAGGAUAAGAAGAACACCAUGGGGCCGGCCCUGGAGAGGAUAGACUACUUGCUCAUCCUGUGGCUCAUCGGGAUGAUUUGGUCAGACAUUAAAAGACUCUGGUAUGAAGGAUUGGAAGACUUUCUAGAAGAAUCUCGUAACCAACUCAGUUUUGUCAUGAAUUCACUGUACCUGGCAACUUUCGCCCUCAAAGUGGUGGCCCACAACAAGUUCCACGACUUCGCUGACCGGAAGGACUGGGACGCGUUCCACCCCACCCUGGUGGCCGAGGGACUGUUUGCCUUUGCCAACGUCCUGAGCUACCUCCGGCUCUUUUUCAUGUACACGACAAGUUCGAUCUUGGGGCCAUUACAGAUCUCCAUGGGGCAGAUGUUACAGGACUUUGGGAAGUUUCUUGGGAUGUUCCUCCUGGUUUUGUUCUCCUUCACCAUCGGCCUGACGCAGCUGUACGACAAAGGCUACACCCCCAAGGAGCAGAAGGACUGCGUGGGCAUCUUCUGUGAGCAGCAGAGCAACGACACCUUCCACUCGUUCAUCGGGACGUGCUUCGCGCUGUUCUGGUACAUCUUCUCCCUGGCGCACGUGGCCAUCUUCGUGACACGCUUCAGCUACGGGGAGGAGCUGCAGUCCUUCGUGGGCGCGGUCAUCGUGGGUACCUACAACGUGGUGGUGGUCAUCGUGCUCACCAAGCUGCUGGUGGCCAUGCUGCACAAGAGUUUCCAGCUCAUUGCGAAUCACGAAGACAAAGAGUGGAAGUUUGCGCGGGCCAAGCUGUGGCUCAGCUACUUUGACGACAAGUGUACGCUGCCACCCCCGUUCAACAUCGUCCCCUCCCCGAAGACCAUCUGCUACAUGGUCAGCAGCCUCAGCAAGUGGGUCUGCUCGCACACGUCCAAGGGCAAGGUGAAGCGGCAGAACAGCCUGAAGGAGUGGAGAAACCUGAAGCAGAAGAGAGACGAGAACUACCAGAAGGUGAUGUGCUGCCUGGUGCACCGCUACCUGACCUCCAUGAGGCAGAAGAUGCAGAGCACCGACCAGGCCACCGUGGAGAACCUCAACGAGCUGCGCCAGGACCUCUCCAAGUUCCGCAAUGAGAUCCGCGAUCUGCUGGGCUUUCGGACUUCUAAGUAUGCCAUGUUCUACCCCAGAAACUAA
Messenger RNA from Sorex fumeus (smoky shrew), 2516 nucleotides. RefSeq names its product transient receptor potential cation channel subfamily C member 1 (gene TRPC1). The transcript is spliced from 13 exons. Lineage: Eukaryota; Metazoa; Chordata; Mammalia; Eulipotyphla; Soricidae. The coding region runs from base 132 to 2516 and encodes 794 amino acids. The record is from RefSeq and is a predicted model, not a curated record. Gene Ontology annotation, cellular component: cation channel complex; membrane. Gene Ontology annotation, molecular function: protein binding; store-operated calcium channel activity; inositol 1,4,5 trisphosphate binding. Gene Ontology annotation, biological process: manganese ion transport; calcium ion transmembrane transport; regulation of cytosolic calcium ion concentration.